This is a messenger RNA of Pomacea canaliculata, 16347 nucleotides long. Its product is annotated as enhancer of mRNA-decapping protein 3-like. Gene Ontology annotation, cellular component: P-body. Lineage: Eukaryota; Metazoa; Mollusca; Gastropoda; Architaenioglossa; Ampullariidae. The transcript has 7 exons. The coding region runs from base 163 to 1716 and encodes 517 amino acids. Gene Ontology annotation, biological process: P-body assembly; deadenylation-independent decapping of nuclear-transcribed mRNA. The record is from RefSeq and is a predicted model, not a curated record. Gene Ontology annotation, molecular function: mRNA binding.
UGCGACUUUGUCGUUGUAUCGAAAAUAGGUCAUGUCUGUAAAAAGAUUGUGAUUAAAAAAUAAGACUCGGUUAGGAGAGGUGUGCUAAAACGAGCACAGACUGGACUGUUCUCAACACUAACUUUUUUUCUACAUUGAAAGAACUACACUCAUCAAGUAACCAUGAGUUUGGAUUGGAUAGGCAGCAUAGUGUCCAUUAACUGUGGGCCUACCCUUGGAUUUUACCAAGGACAGGUCACUGCAAUUGACUCUUCAGAACAGACUGUAACCAUUAGCCAGGCUUUCCGCAAUGGUAUCAAAUCAAAUAUUGAAAACAUCACGAUAUGUGCAUCAGACAUCAAAGAUCUUCAGAUACUGAAAACAAGAGAAGAGGCUCAUGAUAUUGUCAAUAAAGCUUCAACUCCAUCAUGUCUGUCCAAGGAGACAUUGCAGUCUGUUCUUCCCAAAUGUCCAUCCCCUGUAAAAGUGGUGCAUGCAUGUGGUGUGCCAAAAACUGGAUUCCUUGAAGGAAACAAGACAAACAACUCUUUAAACAGGAAUGCAGACACUGGUAUAAGUCCUGUAGCUAACCUGUCUCAGGCCACGAAUGGGAAACAUGUUAGGAGGGCACUUGUCCAAGAUGGUGAUUCACAAGGAAAGACCCGACAGACACCAGAACAAGAAUUUCGACAGAGGAGGAAUUCAGCCUCGGAAAGCAACAGGCGAACACCUGAUUCAAAAAAUCGAAAGAUCAGUACUCCAAAAAAAAUAGAGCGUUCAACCAAGAAAGGUGGUCAGCGGGAAGACUGUUUCAGUGCACCAGCAGAAUCUUUCCUCACAGAAUUUGAUUUUGAGAAAAAUCUUGCGUUGUUUGAUAAGAAAGCUGUGUUUGAAGAAAUUGAAAAUGGGAUCAUUUCAUCGGAGUCCCCAGUAGAACGAAAACCUGCCAAGUAUCGUCAUAAUGAAAAUGUCUUGCCUUCCCAACCUACAGAAAAGCGUCAAAUUCGACUACCUGGUGCUACAAAUAAAGAAUUUUACACUGAUUCUGGGUUGUUGGUACCUAGUGUUUCUUUAGAGUUGAGGAAUCACAUCGUUGAGGCAGCAUAUCAGCAGGGCUUCACACAGGAGCGAAUCAUUGAAAUGUUUGGGAGAUCUGCAGCUGAAAUGAUUAUGCAGCUACUUGGAGGAAGUCACAGACUGACUCCUACCAAUGAUCAUCAACGUCCCACAGUUGUCUUCCUUUGUGGGCCUCACUUCCAGGGGGCACUGGGAGUGAAUUGUGCCCGGCAGCUGUCCAACCAUGGCACAGACGUCAUAGUAUUUGCCCAAGUCUUUCAACAGACAGAUCAAUCAUUAAAGAAUGAACUUAAACUUUUGGAGUUUUCUUCAGCAAAGCAUGUCACCAAGGUCAAAGAUCUGCCAAGCAAAGCAGUAGAUAUGGUGAUCAAUGCACUGGACACGCAUGGACCAAAUCUUCUAGCUUGUCAAGACUGGUAUAACUCAGUUUCAUCUUGGGUGCAGUCCCGGCGAACUCCAUGCUUGGCAUUUGAUCCUAGUGUUGACGGCUCUGCUUUCCCAUCACACUGGGCCCUAGGUCUGGUUUUACCUCUUGAUCUUCCCUCUUCCUGUGGGAAACAGUACUUGUGUGAUGUAGGCCUACCUAGUGGAAUUUUUCAGAAGGUAGGAAUUGAAUACAGUCCUCCAUUUUGCCACAAAUUCUACAUUGCUCUCAAUUGAAGCUAUGAAGCAAAGGAACUGAAAAGAACUAUCUUUUGAGUAUAGAAACCUUUGGUUUCUUCAGGGAGGCUUCUUUUAAGGAGGACUGAAUGUCUUAAAUGACAAUCAUCAUAACUGAAAGCUUGCUUUGAACUUUUUGAAGUAAUUCUGCAUAACUUCAGCAUGGCCACACUGUGAUGUGAAAAAUAUUGUCACAGGAAAUCAGAUAGCAGUUUAUUAAGCAUCUUGCAGCAGCUAUCAUACCUGAUCAGUUGUGGUCUCCUAGAACAGGGGUGCUUAACCCAUGGGCUGCCAGACCCUUAAAUGUAGCCCCUGUUAAGCCUCCAAAACACUUGUUUUAUAUAUAAAAAAAUAGCACAAAAUAGAGUGUAGCUAGAUGUUCCUUGUGAUUAAAUGAAAAAAAUUAAGGGCAUAAUAUAGUUUUUGAUUGUUAUAUCUCCCCUAUUUUGACCAAAAUAUCUUGAUCAGCUUUUUCAGAUUUUGCUGUCACCUUUUUGGCAGACUUUGGGUAGGUUAGCCAAAGUAUCAUACCAACAGCUAAAUAUGUUCAUUUUAAUGAUUGGUUCCCAUUUUCUUAAUUAUACAAUCCUCCAGCAGUACUCUCAAGUAGAAAUAUAUUCAUUUCAGACUCUCCAAACAAUUCUCAUGGGGAAUAUUUUCAAGUCAAAACAUGAAAAGAAUCAAUACAGUGCAUGCAGCAACACUACAGUUGAUUUGAAGUGGGGUUUUUUUUUCACUCAAGAAAUUUUUUCCUUUGUUGUAAAUGUCCAAGUUGGCCAAUAAUUUCCCGAAGGUCAAGCACCCCUGUCCUAAAACGUUGAUAAUUCUGCUUUGUCACCAGAGAGGUAAUAAGGGGUCAUUGGAACUAGUCAGAAGUGUGAUUUGAGCCAGAAUCAGAAGCUCUUUUUCUCAGCGAUUUCACAUAUGUCAAAAACUGCCUUUCAGUUCACCGCAUUUAACUGCAUGUACUUAAAUCUUUUUAGAUUACUCACAAUUGAGCAGCUGAAGUGAAAAUACUGGACAUGUUUCUUCAUGUAGGUGAGCAUGAAGGCAGAAGAAUUUGAACUUUCCAUGCAAAUUUCCAUGUACAUUCCACCCAUCAUGUACCUUUUUAUUUUUUUUAAACAUUAAUGCCCAGGCAGUUAAAUCUUUUCUUACGAUGCCUGGAAUUGUAGAUGGAAUAUUAGCAUUGCUGCCAUAUUACUAUGAUAGGAAACACAGUUGCUCAGUCUUAAAAACUGUUUGUAUUUUUGUAUUAGAGAAUUUAUUGAUCGCCAUAAACAGAUGGUGAUGUAGUUAUUGGUUUUAUGUUGAUGGUCAUGCUGGUAAUGUGUUCAGAGCUUGUACAAUAGUGGCAAGUUUGGGGUGCAAAUGCAUGAAUCUGAUAAAUGUCAAAUUCUUAACUUGUGGGCUCUGCCUGAGGUGUAGUCUUUUUGACAUAAAGCUGUAUGUUUGUGACAUGAUUUCUGUCUACAGCUCUGAAAAAGGGUUUUAAAUUUUAGUAAUAGAAUGCCUAAAUUUAAUGGCAUAGACAUGUUCAUAUCAUUUUUUAACAUCAUCUCUUUAUAAAAACUGCCAAAUUAUAUCAGCUUUUGUUUAGCCAGAAUGGACAAAGUACAGUUGGCAGCAUUAGAGAGUGUAUGAAAAAAAAUACAUUACCUUUUAGGUAGUAGACUCAAGUAGACUGACAAACAAGAUGCAAAGUGUGUUUUUAUCUGUACCUUGUAUAUAAACUGAUUAACUGAAAUCCUCAGACAAUGAAUGUCAAAAGUUUGUAGGCAAUUGGAUACAUUCUUGGCACAAAACUUGCUAAGAGGAGGCUGUGCUGGAGGCUCAUCGAGCUUUACAAUAGAGGUGCAUUUGAAGGUUCUGAAGUGUCGCCAUAGUGAGUGGAUCUGCUGAGAAAAUGAUAUUUUUAACCACAGAAUGACUUGUAAAAAUGUAACAUGUCUAAUGAAUCAUUGUGGUUGUGAACACAGCCUAAUGGAUUGGAGUAGCAUUUUGGCAGACAGCCAGGCCAGCCAUCAGGAAUUUUAGUAAACAAAUGCAUAGUAAUACCAGGCCUUCACUGGACAAAAAUGGCAACUGUACCAGGAUAUAUCACUGUUGUUAUCAGUUCGUGAAGCAAUAGCGUUGCCAUUACCAGGGCCUGUCUGAAUAUUUUUAUCAUUAUGUAACUACUCAGUUUUGAAUAUUUCAGUUAAUCAGAGUGUUCGUAGAUUAGAUCCCAACCUUUUUUUUUUUAAUAUGGCUGUGCCCUUUGUGCGAAGGAGAAUUGAAUUGAAGGAAUUACACUUAAAGUGAAACUCCACAAAUGAAAAUGGUGUGAGUUGAAUGGGAUUGUAGGGUGCAUUAAAAGUGCAACCAGUGGCCUUGCUAGUGAGAAUGUAAACUAAUUUGAUUGACAGAUACUGAGUUUGCUUUUGUGUAGGAUUUCAUGGUGAGCCACAAGAAAAGAAGUGGCAUGAAGAAAAUGGUGUGAAACUUAAGAAACACUCAAAAAAGAUAUGCUGAAGUAUAUAAUAAUUGGGAAAAUUUGCUGGUGGUGGUUUGUUCAAUUGGGUGAAGUAGGGUGGAACUAAGCAAAAAUUGCUUUACCCAGAAGAAAGAAAAUGUGUUUGAUAAAGUGACCAGAAUCCAUGAAAAUUCUACUUGGAAUCAAGACCAUUUUCCAAUACCACAUAGAUGCCAAAAAUAUUCUCCUGUCUAAAAGGGAUCGAGGCAACUUGUGAUAAGGAUACAAAAGAUGAUGCAUGUUGUGAACUGAACAGAGAUAAGUACGCUGUUAUAAAGCAGAUUGACUUGUAUGUUUGUGUUAAUCUGCCUUUCAUGUGUUUAAAGCAUAUUGUGCAUGGUGGAUUAUAAAUGUCAAGAUGACUAACAGUUCAUAUCGGUGCUCUUUAUGCAGUGUGUUUACCAAGUGCAUUCACCCAUGUUAGCUUGCUAACAUACUGUGGGUUGGAGCGACUUAAAAAUGUGAAUGGGUUUGUGUGGCAAGUAUACUAUGCAUGGAGGAAGUGACAACAAAAUUUGCGUGUGAUGAGAUGCCCCAUCUUAUUAAUGCAUGUUCCUAUAAGAUGAUGAGUUUUCUGAACAAACUAGGAAAAGUGCAGCACAUCGGCAGCCCAGGAAAAGUUCUACGUCAUUUGCUUAAAAAAACAAAAACCAUCAUUUACCAAUUUGUUGGAAGUGUGAAUUUUGUCAGUUGGUCAUCUUCAGACAUUAAAAACAAUUACUUUCUUGGAAAGGGCAGUAAGACAGACCUGAUAACAGUGGUGCCUCCAUCUCCCAAAUGAGGUGGUUGUCAGAGUUUUGAUUGAUGUCUGGUUUUGGUGCUUAAACUGUUUGUAAACAGUUUUUGUCCAAGAAGUGCAAUGUAUGGUCUGAUUUUUGAGCAGACACAAUCUGGAGAAAUCGGUUCAUCUUCUUCCCUCCCUACCCACUACAAUCAAAUCUGCAGCUGAGGCAUUUUGACAUCACCACUAAAUUCCGAUUGCAGGACUCUAUAGACUGCCAAGUGGUACUAGAACUUGGAGAGACUUUACCAUGGAUCAGUCUGGGUUUUGUGUUUGGCAGCUGACAAUUGGUUUUGGGUUGCUGGUGACUGAUGUGUUGAACACAUCAUAAUUAUUGACAUUCUGUUGUAAACCUGCUUUUAGCUAUGGAAGACAUGUACAUUCCCAUUCUGUCUCAUUAUUUCCCACUUCACUUAUUCUUGCAACACCAGCAUUAAAUAGCUACUUCCUUCAACUUUUCCCUGAUUAUAUACAUAAAUAUUUUUAAGACAAAUGGGAAAUGUGCUUACGUUAACUUGCAUGUUGCUUUUGUGUAGUCUUUUUUAAAUAUACUUAAUGCAAAGGGAGCACCUACAGGCUUUGUUUAAGCAAAAAAUAUAGUUAAUGUGAGAAAGAAUGAAGAUCAGAUUUUGCCAUACUUUGCUGACAACUGGAUCAUGCAGAAUAAUCUGUCUUAAAACUGUAUUCUGUUCUUGUACUAUCCCUUUGGAGGAAAGUCACUAACUUUUCUGUAUGUCAUUCAUAGGUUUCUUUCAGUAUGUGCAAAUGUGUAUUGGCUGCUCAUCAAAUACAAGAAUCGACACAGAACAAUCCACACUGGCAAGAAUAUAUAUAUACACACACAUUUGUAGUGUCACUAGGAUGAGUAGCAUGUCCUGACAAGCAAUCUGAUGAGAUGAUCCAGAACAAUAGAUAUGAGAGGAAUGCAUUUGUCUGUUUGAGAGUUGUUAGGCUUGUAUAGCCCAGUAUGACCUUUCAUGCUGGAUAGUUUUGGGUGGAGUCUGCAGAUUGUGUAGCAGGUGAGAGAAUGAAGGAAGAGCUCACUUUCCUUGCUAUAAUCCAUUUGUAUACCAACUUUCCCUGCUAUAAUCCAUUUGUAUACCAAAUGUGUUAAGUUCACAGAUAUGGAUAGUGAAUAAGAGGAAACAGUUUGUGCUGGUUUGCUUCCUUGCUGCCAUCAUCAUCCUUCUCCCUAAUACAGACCCUAUCGCUGACAUAACAUUUAAGCACCAACACUCAACCCUAGAGACAUUAGGAAUUAAAUCCCAGACCAUUUAUAUGAUAAUGAUGAUGCUUGGUCCUGCUGAAAGACAAAGGCUGAAGAAGGAACUCCCUCAUAGCAAAGUGUUGGUUUUAUAAUAUGCCAUGUGUGCCAAGUUCAUGCUGUAAUUACAAUUUAGUCUUAUUCUUCUUCAGUUUGAUGGUGCUCAUGCCAGGAAUGUGUGCAGGGUAAAGUAGCAGAACAAGUAGAAGCUGCUAUUAGUUGUGUGUUGAUGAAUGUUUACUAGUGAUUUUACCAUUCUAAGAUGAGUACUUGCUAUUGAGAAUCAAUAAGUUGCUUAUCAUUGUAGUCACUCUGUAUGAUAGCUUACCUUAUUCUUCCUCGAUUAAUUUUUUUAAUUCUCUGGUGCCUACAUUAAUGUACUGGAGUUGUCACCUUCACUGUUAUCGUGUAUCAGCAUUUUUAUGUUCUAUGUGUGCAUAUUACAAAUGUAGCUGUUCAUACAUCAGCUAUGAGCGUUCACUUCACCUUAUAUUCUGUCAUUUCCAGUGUCUACGACAUUCAUUUAGCACUUAUAAAAUUAAGCCAGCGUUUGCAUUAUCAGCAUCAUUUGUUAAGUACAACAGUGAUUAAUGAAUUAUUCACUACCAUGACACUUUUUUGCCUUCUCAUUACUGCACCAUUGUAAAUACCAUUAUGCUCCAUGUAUUUGAAUGCUAGCUUCAUUUUUAUUCAUGAUUUGUUGUACAAAAUGUAAUGGAAAGACACCUAUAUUGUUUAACAUCCCAGAAAGCGGCAAAAGAUUGAAUGACCAUGGCAACAAGCAUUUCACACUUUUGAUCCACAAAAAUAACAUGCUUGGUCACCAAAAAAUUAAUGCUUGCCUUUCACGUCACAAAUAUAUGGCAGCCAGUGGCCAAUGACCAGAAGCUACAAAUCAUAAUGUGAUUCUUUGAUAGGUGUUCCAUGUAUGCUGUUCAUCUAUUUGAUAUUGUUCACACGGUUGUCAGAAGUUUUCUUCCAACAAGGUGUUUCACACAUCCUCUCCUAAAGAUCUAUAUAACUUCACCAUCAUUUAUGUACAAGAUAAAACAGCUUGCGUUAUUUCAAGAUGAACGUUUUCAAACUAACAUCUGACAUCUUUGUUGUUGCCUGUUCUUCUGCACCCCAAUUUACCAUAGACAGAUGGUCUCCUGACUUGGAUGGUUUGACUUAAGAUUUGUCCUAUACAUUCAGUAGAAACCAUAUUUUGAAUUUUGAUCUUUUCCUCUUGUGAUGCUGGGCUUUGUGUUAGAAGAUUUUGCCUAACCAUAGGCUCAUUGCUUAUUUAAGUGUUCUGAGCAUAUUUAAGGUAAGCUAUAAUGUUUGGUAGGGUAGGUGUAAUAAAUGCAUUUUUGACUUAAUAUUGGCCUGGAUGUAACCUCAUAAAUCAAGGAACAUCUGUAGCAUGGACAAUGAGCAUCUGUCCACUUCAUAUUUAACUAAAUUCUGUUGAUAACUGACCUUUUCUCUUAUUUUGAAUGUUCCCAUUUUUCAGCUACUUACAAUUACAUAUAUGUGUAGUCUAAACAAAUUUUUGAAGUUCAGAUUCAAAAUUCUGGGCACUUAAACAUGUUCUGAGGCAGCUUUUGGGACAUUGUGAGGUGUUCUUUUUAUAUAGGCUGGUGUUAAGCUGCAUGUAUUAUGCUCCGUAUUUACGCGUUUGAUCACGAACCUUUUGUACACAAAAAACUAGGUUUGUGCGAGCGAGCAGCUAAGCCAGCCAUCUUCUACGCUGGCUGUAGACUGGGGAAAUGAGAAGACAAGCUAUUCCAAUUUAAAUUUUUUUUUUCUUAGUAAUGUAAAGGAUAUGGUGUAGUCAUAUAGGUGCUGUAAUGUACAGCUUGGUGGUCAAACCCCAUUGGCUAUCUCUUAUAUGUGUGGACAGAGUGUUACUGGUCAGUAUGAUUCUCCUGUGAUUCUCAUUGACUUCAUGUGUCUAGAGACUUUGCAGAAUGCCUAGUGUCCAGACUGUUUGCAAUAUCUAGCACAAAUCUGUUUCUGACUAUACAGGUUAUAUUAUGUUAAGAAUUGUGUGGAGCAUAUGCUGACGUGUUCUGCUGCUGAAUGUCUUUAGCUUGGGCAAACUGGACCAUGCUCUUACAUUGUGUGUGUGCAUGAAUGCAGGCUGUUAGCUAUAUAUUGGUUGUAUAGUGUAGGUGGAUUUUGGUCCCAGGCAUACUUUUGUAAUAUGUGGAUUGAAAGAUGAUGAUUGCAAGUGCUUACAAAGCCACCUUGGCCAGCAUGAGUACUUGUAAAUAAUCAGAUACGCGACUACUUGUUAUCAAAGCAAGCAAUAUGUUAUCUGGUAGACUUUAAAGUCAAGAGUAUUAUUGCAUCAUCACAGGGGGAUAGGGGAUUUUUUUUUUUUUUGCAUGCAUGUGGGUUGUACUUGUUUUGAUAUAUAAUUACUAACAUGUCAUUUUAUGACCACUCUUCUAACCUGGAUGGAAGAUGGUGUUGGGGUAACUUCUGUACAGUUGAGCCAACAGACUUCCAAGCCUUCUGUUUUAUUAACCAGGGGCAGCUAUGGCAAACAGAUGUUUAACUUUUGUCUUCGCUCAUAUUUUGCUUUGUAAACAUAAUGGUAAUGUCUGUAUUAUGUUCCUUGAAGAUUUGUGCCAUUCCAGUCUCCUUGCGGAAUAUGUGUUGUAGAAAUUGAUUUGUUAUUUAUGUGAGUCUGUGGCCAAAUGAUCUUGUUGCAGUUCAUUUACAAUAUUAGGUCAUUUGCUUUAUUAUUCAUGUUUUGUUUGUUUUCAUUGUGCUGCUUUAUUUCCAUACCAUCUUCUUAAGAAGCAAUUUUUCUGUACUUAUCUAUGUUGUCUGUAAGAUUGAAAAGUAGUUGCCAUUGAGAAACUUCAUGAAUUCAUGGAAACUGCUUUCUUUUAUUCCAGUUAAUGUAUAAAUGUUUAUCCAUGCAGCUUUGAAUACCCUAUUAUUUUAUUUAUUAUUUGCCAGCAUUAGUCCUAAAUGAAGGCUGUCUUGUCUGUUUGUCUUAUAUCAAAAGGAACAGAUAUCUGUAAAGCCAGGGCAAACAACUGAAAGUAAGGACUAUGUAAAAUGUCCUUGGGAACUCAUUUCCACUACUUAAUGCCAUGUCAUAGUGAUCUGUCAUUGAUAUUUUACACACUGUUUUGUGCCAUUAUUGCCCAUGGUUUCACUUUUUCUUUACGGGAGCUUAACAUUUGUUAAACAUACCCAGGAAAUCUGGUUUUGGAUGGUAUACAUUUUGAAAAGAAAGUAGGGGAAAGAAUUUUUUUUCAGUUUCCCUGGUUCCGUACUAUGCAACAGAAAAAUAACAAAGAUGUUUAGAAAUGUGUUAAUGUACUGAAGGCGUUUGCAAUGUAGUGCCUACGUAAAGCACUUUUGUGAUGGUGGAGGGAUGGCAUCAGUUAAUUAAGAGAAGGGAUUUUAUGGGCAUUCACCUCAACCCCCCAACUUUCCUGGUUUUGAUUUUUGUUUGAUCUGCAUUAAUACAGUCAAGCAUGUUUCACUGCUUUUGCACCCUUGGGAAAAAUUUUAAAUGCAGCAGUGCAUCCUGGUGAGGCACAGAAUAAUGCGUAUUAACUCGAUGCACUUUUUUUUUCGAGUACUUUCGCUGGUAACAUUGUUUUUGUUUUUUUUUUGCCAUGCUUUUAUAAGAGAAUACGCGGUUCAAGUAUGGUUUUAAUACUCUUUCUUUCUUAUUUUUUUUCUUUAUUGUGUGUAGUCAGCAUGAUUGAUUUUGGUGCAGUUAGAGUAGAAAUGUUGAAAAGUUACUGAUUCAACAAUGUGUGGAAGACAUAUAGGUGUGCUGAUAAGUUCUUGUCAUCCUACUGUUUUAUCUAUUUGUUGCAUUAAGUUUGAUCAAACUUCCUGUUCAAAAACCCAUUAAACUGGAACUUGAAGAACCAUAGAUGUAUUUAAAAAUUCCAGGAUAAAUCAACACAGAGAAUUUGUUUUUAAAAGGACUGCUUAAGUGCAAAAUGUUUUCAUAUGACAGGAUUUGGUAUCAUUUGUUGGUUAAUUGUCCAUAGGAUACAAGCCUUUAGCAUCACAGUUCUUUUCUGUGUUUUGGAAAGAAAACAAGUCUUCACUUUUGUGAGGUCACAGAGGCAAGCUUACUUUUGCAGCAGUGCUUCAUUGACUUUGGCUGCGACUUUCAAUUCCAGAAGUUAAUAGUUGAAUUCACUUGUGCUUUUCCCACAAACAAAAUUUAUUUUUAAAAAAAAUCAACUUGGUUUUGUGACGAUGUAAGGACUAAGUGUUUUGUAAGCAUCUUUGUGAUUAGUUUCACUCUUGAAUCUGGUAAAAAGUCUAAACGAAAGGAAGAAGAAUGGCACAUAUUGUUUGACUUGGCAAUUCCUGACCUUUGAGCAUAGAUUUUAACAAACUGAAGAUAAAUCUAACAUUUACCUCACAUUUUAUCACCUAUAUUCAUUUUAUCACUCAAUAUUUAAUGGGCAUAUAAUAUUAUAUAUUUUGGUAGAAUAAAAACUCUUUUAAAUUGGUUCUUAAUUAAUGAGUUAUAACUAAAAUUUUAGUGAAAUUUGUUAAGCUUUCAAAAAUUGAGCAGAAACAUUUACUUUCCAAUUUGCAAUUUUUUUAAAUGAUGAAUCUGUAAGUUCAAAAUGAAGAUACUGCUUCAUAGUUGAAAGUUGUCACAGUUUAGGUAAUACCAAUAAUAUUCUUACAGGCAUGUAUCAGUGUAAUUAUUCCUGUUACAUUGAAAAGUUCGCAGUUCUUUUCAGGCCAGCAGUCCUAAUAUUCAAAGUCUGCUGUUAGGUUAGUCUAGUUUUCUUCUUUCAUUCUCUGCGUUGUAUGCAUAUAUUUCUGUGUACAUACAGUUUGAGAUGAUGUUUGCGUUCUGGAAGGCUGGCACAAAGUUCCUAAUGUACAGGAACAUUUUGUGGACAAACAUUUCCAUUUUUUCACUCUAUUUGUAAAUUUGUUUUCUAAAUCAUCCAUUGUUCUUCAUCUCUACUAGGGCAUUCUUGAUGUUUACCUGGUGCCAGAUAGAUGCUAAAGGCACGAACUUAUAUAUUAAAUACAGGUCCAUGCUAAAGGUGACUGCCACAUUUUUCAAAAUAUUAAAUAACAUUCAACAGGACAUCUUAGAAAUUUGUCAAAGUUCCAUGCUUUCAUGGAUAAAGAAUGUUGUAUGUUAGUCAUAGUUUUAAAUUUUGAUAUUUGUUACAGUAAUAACCAGGAUUGUAUCAUACAUAAAUAAAAAGAAAGGACUCUGCUGUACAUGUGACUGCAUUCCCUUAAGUAAAUACAAAUGCAAUAAGAGUUUUUUGUAGUCAAGUAAAUUAAGGAGAGAGAAAUAUUUUGUCGUAGAGUAUUUUAUCAUUUCUACUUUUGAUGAAGUCAGUUUAAGGACUUCUCCAUCAAAACCUGGAAGGAAAAUCUUUCCAGUUUAAAGGCUAAACUAAACGAAGCUUACUAUUUGAUGAUGACAUUUAGUUGUCAGCAGUGCACCGAGGAUUGGCUGUCCUGGAUAAGAUCUCAUCUUUACCAUGCUGUUUUGUCUCUACAUGUGGUAUCUGUGGCUGCUUUGCCAUAUCACAUUAGUUGCUGACUGUAAAACACCAAUUCCCAUUCCCCUAGUUCAUUACAGAUUACUAAUUCAUAAAAUAUGAGAAAAAAAUUACCGAAUAAAAGCAUUUCAACAUUGUAAUACUCAUUUUUGAAAAUAUAUCAAAAAUUCACUUUUUACAUCCUAUCAUAAUUUAGAAUUUUAGUCAGUAUACAUAUGCUGUUCCCCAAAAAAUUAGAAUACUUCAUUUUUUUGGACAAACUAAUGACAGUACAAUGUUUCAUUAAUGUAUCAGAAAUUUUGAGUUUAAUUUUCUUGUUAGACUGAUUGGCUUGUAAAAGAAGUUUCUAAGGUCACAUAUUUUAGAUGAUGAUAAAAGUAAUUCAUUGCUGAAAAGUCAUAGGUCAGUUUACUGGUGAUGAAAAUCAUUAUGUGAAUUAAGGUUAUCUGCUUAUCAUGAUGGUAACAAUAAAAACAAUGAGGGAGGACAUGUUCUAUGCAUUAAUUAAUAUUCUGAGGAGUCCUGAAUGUGAACGGAAUUAUCCAUUCUUGCGAUGAUGGUGAUAUUUGCUCACUGCAUGUAGCAUAUCCUAAGACAAAAUUUACUCCUGUUAUCUGGUUUAAUACUCUGUUUAUCACACACAUGUUUUUGGAAGCAUAGCUGUAUGUCACAGAACAUUUUUUAUGCUUGAGUCAUUUUAUAUUUUUUUAAAAAACUGUUAGUAUUUUAAACAGGAACAUAUAUUGUUGUGGCAUACACAUUCACAGAUUGUCAGAUAUUGAUUUUUGUGUGCAUUCAUUCUUACAUAUAAAAAGAUUGAGAUUUAGUUAAAACCUGCAACACCUGGAAUGUAAUUGUGAUUAAACUGUGCUUUUGUUUGUACCAAGAAAAAAUUAGAUGAGGCAUUGUAGAUUUACAUAUGAUCGCGGAUACUAAAUGGUGUGUAUGUGUUCUUGCUUCAGCCUUAUAGCUGAACACAUGACUUUUACCUCCACUAACCCUGUAAUACAUGGAUAUGUUAGCUGAUGAUAAUCAGACCAGACUUUGGCGCUUAUUUUCAUUCCCUUGAGCUUUAUCCCCUUGUGUUUAACUCACUGGAUGCUGACUAUUCACAGGCCACUGCUGUGUUGAUGUGCACAGGUCACAUGACAGCUGUAGUAAUUUUGUGACGUGAGAUUUCUUUUUAAAACCUCAGAAUGAAUGCGGUUUUUUAACGGUCCUGAGGCUGCUAGGUAAUGCAGGUUGCAUGUGUUGAAAAAAACAAAAGUGUGCUGUUUAUCUAUUCCCUUGAAAACUGUUUUGGGAUUGGAGUGGACAGCAUUUGCAUAUGAAUGCAAGUAAAUGCUUCCUAUCAGAUUGUUCAGACAUAACAGGUUUGAGCAAUAUUCUUAAGUGCCACAUUUUGCAUUUUUUUUAAGGAAUGGGGCAUUGAUAUAAAGUACUAAACAAUAACUUCCUUUUUUUUUCCUCAUGCCUAUAUAUGUGCUGGGCCAAUGUUUUCUUUUAAUGUAUUCUAUUUUUUUUUAAACUUUUUCCAUAUGAACAUUGAAACUGCAGCUGAUGGUGAUGACACUUUCAUCCAGAUUUCACAGUGGAAAGUGGUAAAAAGGUCUUAGUAAACUAUUUUUCACAUUCAGCUAUUGAAAAUUAGAUUUCUCUAAAUAAAAAAAAUAAUUGGCCUUGUAUAAAGUUUUAUGAAAAUUUGUGCACAAAACUUCGGUGUAUUUGAGUCACUCCACAUUUAUGGGGUUUUAUAUAUUUGUGUGUUUGCGUGCUUGUAUGUGUAUGCAUUGGGUAGGAGCUGUUUCAUUUUCUAUGACACCUGUGUAUAAAUUUCUUUGAAAAGCUUUGCACUAGCUUAAUGCAAUACUGUUUACAGUAUUUGAUUUAUAUUAGGCAUGGGGUAGUAUCUUAUGUCUUAUGUUAAACAAAUGGCUUUGACUACAGCUUAGCAUUAAAUAAUAUAUCCAUUGAAAGCACUUCAGGAUUAAAAAAACAAAAAUUUUUUAUCUAGUUGGACUUAAAGCCGUUAUCAGAAAUGAUAUUGUACAUGGUAUUACACAUGGUCACAAAUAUUUAACACCCUUUUUCUUGAAAUAACAUUUUCAUUUUAUUGGGCCUCCCUAUGUUGAAAAAAUGUAUUUUAAACAUUGAAAACAACAGUUCCUCUACUUUGAACGGACUUUUAUUUUUCUAGCAGCUUUCUAUAAACCUAUAAAAAGUGGUAUGGUGCAAACUGAUAUUCCCCACGUUUUGAAAUGCACUGUCUAGUGUGAGUUUCAAACACUGAUAGCAGAUUUAAUUUUCAAUUAUAGUUCAUAGCCAUGACCAUUAUAUGGUCUUUAUUAAUUUAGCUUGUUUUAAAAUUUAUGGACAAGAAUGACAGUAAUAAUGUGUAGAAAUACUGCUAACACUUGGCUUAUUCUUUUUGUGAUGGUCUUGUGAAAUCAGCUCUGUGUGUGCAUGCAGAAUGCUUCUAGUUAGUCAUCUUGUUGUAGUCCUACAAUAACAUUUUUAGUGAGGUUUUUUUUUUUAACUAGAAAAGAACAUUUAUAUUCACAUCCUUGCCACUCCUACCCUAUUGCUCCAUCCUAUUUCUGGCUUCAGCUGACAGUAUUGUGGUUCAGAUGUUUGCAUUCUGCUUUCGCUCCCAAUUGCAGUGGGCAGUACCCACUUUUUUAAGUUAGUUUUGUGUUCUUGCAUGUGCUCCUUUAAGUCUUUUUUAUGUGUUUACAAAUAACACCCAUUAUUUUAACCCCAUGUUUGGUAUGGUACUUUUAUGCCCAUGUGGUUGCAUAACUAGUUUUCGUUCACUAUGAUCCUGUUUUUAUCAGAAAUCGAUGCUGUAGAUGCUAUUAAUGAUGCUGUUGUUAUCUUUUCUUCUCACCCAACUCCCCUUGCCCUCAUACACCCACACACACAGCAAAAGUAAUUUCAACUGUUAAUUUCUGCUUAAAUGAUGCAGUCAAGAUUUAGUGCUCCAGGGUGUUAAUAGACAGCUUAACACAGCUAGAUAUUUAACAGGAGCUAUUCAAGAAAUGUGGUGUAAAACCUCACAAAUAGAUGUAAGCAUUAAAGAUAGACUUUCUUUCACAGCAAUUUUUUAUCUUUAUCAGGAAUGUGAAAGUAUUUUUGUCCUUAUUGUCACGUCACAUAGCCCUUUCCUAAGCACUGUUUCUAGUUGUUGGAGAAGCUUCUUUGUAAAUUAGUGUGGCAAAGGUUUAUUUACGUAUAUCUGUCAAACUAUCUACACAAAAAAAUGGCUGUCAAGAUACCUUUUUUUCAGCUGUUGGUUGAUUGUGAUAUGCACAGCAACUAAUGUUAUAUGUUUAAAAAAUGUUUUAAUAUCACUAUGAUAAUUAAUUUCCGAAAAGGAGGAAAAGGCAUGCAGUCAUUCUGAUGUGAUUGUUAAUAAUGAAAGCUUUUCUGUACUGUGCACUUCCUAAACCGCUGGGUUACUUGUAACAGUGUUGCAUGUCAUCUAUAUUAAAUGGUAUAUAUAUAUAUGGUAGAUAGAAAAGGUUUACUUGUUCCAUAGAAAAGUGUCUUGCGUGAAAUGGUUUUUAUUGCUGUGGUGUUAUGCAUUUUAGUGCAAAAAUUAGCGCAGAUUGAGGUUAAUUGGCAGCUGUUUAUACACAGCACAGACGAGAGAUGAAACCUGUCGGACUUCUAUUAUAGCUGUUAGAUGACCACGUAAUGUUUCUGUAAAGGUGCUGUUUCAAGCAAAAUAUUAAAGAAAUAAGAUUGUGUAAGUGCAUGAACAAACAUUAAGAUUAAAUGUAUUUACAAUUUUCUCCUUGCAGCUGUAUAUUUUCCUUAUUGUCUUGUUGUAUUGUCUAACACCCUGAUGUCACACGAAUGCUUUUAAAAAUUCCUUCUGUCUCUUUUCUCUAAACUAAAAAGUAAGUAGCGGGAUUUGGCAUUGUCAUGGCGAAGCUGUGAAACAGCAGUGCCAUUUAUAGCAAAAGUUGCAGCCGUGACCUGACAUUUAUUUAUUACAAUUUUAUUCUGAUCUCCACCAUAUUUUUCUAUUUUGUCACCAAGUACAGUGAGAACUGAGUGUCCAGUGGUCAGAUCUCCUGCUGAGCAUGCUGUUUUGCCCUUUUUGGUUUGGCAUAACCCACCCACCCCUGCCCCCAUCUGAUCCAGCCUGCUGGUGUCUUUCUAUAUUUGUGGUUGGAAUCAGAAUGUGGAUUGUUUCUGUAAGGGUUUUCAGGGGAAAAGUUUCAAGAUGAUUUUUCAAAAUCUUAACUGUUGAAUCUUUUAACAAAUUAGGACGAAAAAAGAAUAGUGUGGAUUCAAUAAACACUGUGUGCUUUGAUUAUCAAGUUCUUGUGUUAGCUGACAUUCAGGAGUUGUUUGUACAAAUGCAGAAUUUAAGUUAUAAUAUUGCUACUUGAGUAGGUAAGGGAAUGUUAAAGGAUACAUAAUUUGGAAGUGUUUAUCAAUAUACCAUGAUGUGAAAUUGUUCAGAAGUGAAGUGUGAUCUGGACGUGGUUGGGAAGUGCCCAGCAGUCAGGUGUGCUUUCAAAACAUUAAACUUUUUCAGCACAAA